Messenger RNA from Eupeodes corollae, 813 nucleotides. Its product is annotated as piggyBac transposable element-derived protein 2-like. The transcript has a single exon. The record is from RefSeq and is a predicted model, not a curated record. NCBI's taxonomy places the organism in Eukaryota, Metazoa, Arthropoda, Insecta, Diptera, Syrphidae. Bases 1 to 813 code for a protein of 270 amino acids. Gene Ontology annotation, molecular function: sequence-specific DNA binding.
AUGUUACGGAUGAAGAGGAUAUCGAUGAAGAUAACUAAAAAGACAAUAGAGUUACUACAAGAUGUUCCAGGUGAGGUUGAGAUUUUUGUGGAAUCUUAUUUAGCCCCAGACGACGGUGAAUUUGACAACGAAGAUGAUAUACCAUUGUCUGAGCUUAGAAAGUCAAUUGCUCCACCGUUAUGGACAAAGUCAAUUACGUCAACAGAUGGAAUAAAUCCAACAACAAAUUAUUUGGCUAGAAUCCAAAGCUGCGCUUCUGAUUUGGUUGGUCUCAACGAAGUUCAAGUCUUAGUCUUUGAAAAACUGUUUGAUGUCGAGGUAAGGCAACUUAGCGUAAAUCAAACAAUGUUGUAUGCAGACCAACAAAAUAAAGACAGCUUUUCGUUCAAUGAUGAAGACUUAAAAUUUUGUAUUGGAAUCCUUCUAUUUUCGGGCUAUCACUCUGAAGCAAGAGAAUUCAUGUACUGGAAACAAGCAGCUGAUACACAUGUACCUAUUAUUGCAAACAGAAUGUCCAGGAACAGAUUUCAAGAAAUAAAACGAUUCAUUCAUUUUGCUGAUAAUAAUACCCUUGACAUGAACGAUACAAUGGCAAAACUCCGUCCGCUCAGUAAACUUUUGUGCCAAAAGUUUCAAAAGUGGGGAUAUAUGUAUGACCAUUUAUCAAUAGACGAAUCAAUGGUGACGUAUUUCGGUCGACAUUCUUCUAAGCAAUUUAAAAGAGGAAAGCCAGUAAGAUUUGGUUUCAAAAAUUGGAUGCUUUGCAGCAAAGGUGGCUACAUGUUUGAAUUCGAUACAUAUUGCGGAGCUUAA